AUGGAGUUCAGUGAGUCGGUGACCUCAAAGUACCCACUAGUCUUCCCUCUCAUCCUCCCACUCUCCUACGCUGCCCACUUUGACAUUGUUAACCAGUACUCUUACACCGUAUGGGCAACCACAGUCCCUGGUGGCGGCCGCCAGCUCAACAACGAUGAAACAUGGACUAUAAAGGUGAAUGCCAACACCACCGACGGCUAUGUAUGGGCACGCACAGGCUACAACUGUGAUAGCUCUAGCCAUGGCAGCUGUGAGACCAGUGGCUGUAAUGGUCUCUUGCAAUGCCAAUGCUACGACCAACCACCCAACACUCUGGCUGAGUUCACCCUAAACCAAUUCCAAAACUUGGACUUCAUUGAUAACUCUUUGGUUGAUGGGUUCAAUGUGCCCAUGGACUUCAGUCCGACUGGUGGAUGUGAACGUGGGAUUUGGUGCUCGGCCGACAUCAAUGGGCAGUGGUCGGCUGUGCUGAAGGAUCCGGGAGGAUGUAACAACCCUUGCACUGUAAUCAAAAUUGAUGAGUAUUGUUCCAACUCAGGUAGCUAUCAACCAACUAAUUAUUCUAUAUUUUAUAAGGGUCUCUGUCUAGAUGCAUAUAGCUACCCUAAGGGUGAUCAGAAUACUAAGGUUGUCUUCAAUUGUUCUGGUGGGACUAACUAUAAGAUUGUCUUCUGCCCUUGA
Dioscorea cayenensis subsp. rotundata (Guinea yam) is the source of this 681-nucleotide messenger RNA. Its product is annotated as protein P21-like. Lineage: Eukaryota; Viridiplantae; Streptophyta; Magnoliopsida; Dioscoreales; Dioscoreaceae. Gene Ontology annotation, biological process: defense response. The transcript is spliced from 2 exons. Bases 1 to 681 code for a protein of 226 amino acids. The record is from RefSeq and is a predicted model, not a curated record. Gene Ontology annotation, cellular component: extracellular region.